Myxocyprinus asiaticus (Chinese sucker) is the source of this 1620-nucleotide messenger RNA. Its product is annotated as desmin-like. The record is from RefSeq and is a predicted model, not a curated record. The transcript is spliced from 11 exons. Lineage: Eukaryota; Metazoa; Chordata; Actinopteri; Cypriniformes; Catostomidae. Gene Ontology annotation, cellular component: intermediate filament; sarcolemma; cell-cell junction. Gene Ontology annotation, biological process: skeletal muscle organ development. Bases 1 to 1620 code for a protein of 539 amino acids.
AUGAGUCGCAGCCCGGAAAGAAUGUCCUCCUACCGCCGUCACUUUGAGGGUGGAUUCAGCUCCUCUUCCACGAUCCAGGUGCGGGUCUCCAGUCCUUCACCCACUCGUGUCCCCGCGCGCCACCGCUCCGCAAGUUACUCCCGCAGCGGGACACUGGGGCGCAAAACGCAACCUGGCACCAGCAGAUCACGCAUGACCAGUAGUGUGAGUAUGGGUACACUGUGUCUGGGCAUGGGUUGGGGGGUUGCUGGAGGUGCACUGGAUCUUGAUGCUGCAGCUGCUGCUAAUCAGGCUUUCCUCAGCACUCGCACCAGUGAGAGAAAGGAAAUGAUUGCCCUCAAUGACCGUCUGGCUGUUUAUAUCGAAAAGGUACGAUCUCUAGAGCAGAGCAACAAGCUUCUUGAAGCAGAGAUUGAUGCCAUUAAGGGUCAAUAUGUGAAGCCAUCUGGCCUGCGUAAGCUCUAUGAGGACCAGCUGAGGGAGCUGAGGAGGAUCGCUGACCAAAUGAAAGUCCAGCGGGAUCUGGCGGUGGCAGCACGGGACGCCAUGGCGGGUCAGCUGGAAAUGCUGAAGGUGAAAUACGAGGAGGCUGUGGAGGCCAGGAAGAAGGCGGAGAUGGAGAUUGAAGCCUUUAGACCGGAUGUAGAUGCAGCAACAUCUGCCCGCAUCGCCCUGGAAAAGCGAAUGGAAAACCUGGAAGUAGAGCUUGAAUUCCUGCAAAGGAUUCACAAAAAGGAAAUUGAAGAGUUGAUGGCACAGAUUUAUGGAUCUGUGGCCAAGGUAGAUGUGGCCUUCUCUUUGCCUGACCUAGCCAGUGCUCUCAAACAGAUCCAGGUUCAAUAUGACAACAUCGCUGCCCAAAACCUGCAGGAGAUGGAUGCCUGGUAUAAAACAAAAUUCCAAGAUCUAAACCAAGCAACAUCACGGCAUGUGGAAACAAAAAGGAGCGUCAGACAAGAAAUCACCGGUUUCAAGAAAGAUAUUCAGAAUAAGCAGAGAGAGCUGGAUGCUCUUAACACCAGGAAUGAGGCACUGAUGCUACAGAUCCACGAAGCCCAGGAGAAAUACAAAAAAGAGGAGGAGGAGCUAAAGGCCCGUAUAGAAGCGCUGAAGGAGGAUCUGAAGUCUAUUAAGGGCAGGAUUGCACUGUUGCUGAGAGAAUAUCAGGAUCUGCUCAAUGUGAAGAUGGCACUGGAGAUUGAAAUCACCACAUACAGGAAGUUGAUUGAAGGAGAAGAUAGCCGCUUGUCCACCAUGGUCGGUGGUCUGUCUCUCAUGAGCGGUACCAUGAUGAGCAUGAGCACAGGUAUGGUCAGCAGCACUUCUGGGUCAGCGUUCAGCUCAGCAGGUGCUGCAGCCGCCCACAGUCAGGAGGUCGGCGGAUCUGUGAGUGCUACUGCCUCAGAGAAGGUGGUCUCCUCCUCCAGCAGCUCAGAGAGCAAGAUAGUCGACCGCAACCAUCACGAGUCUGUGGAGCAGUUCACCCAAGAACAGGCCGUGGAGACGACGGAGAGAAAGACGGUCCUCAUCAGAACAGUUAAGACAGAAGAGGACAUGAUUCAGAGGGACACACAGGAACGCACCAUCACCAUCUCUGGCGCUGCGGACGAGAAUGAUUGA